This is a messenger RNA of Ogataea angusta, 780 nucleotides long. RefSeq lists its product as uncharacterized. Gene Ontology annotation, cellular component: peroxisomal membrane. Gene Ontology annotation, biological process: regulation of peroxisome size; peroxisome fission. The transcript has a single exon. The record is from RefSeq and is a predicted model, not a curated record. Bases 1 to 780 code for a protein of 259 amino acids. NCBI's taxonomy places the organism in Eukaryota, Fungi, Ascomycota, Pichiomycetes, Pichiales, Pichiaceae.
AUGGUUUGCGACACGAUAACAUAUCAUCCGACUCUCACAAAACUGAUCAAUUUCCUCGAGACAAACAAUGGCCGUGACAAGCUGCUCAGAACGCUGCAAUACGUGACGAAGUUGCUGGCUUAUUAUCUCCUCAGGACAGGCUCCAGCGUGAACAGCUACUAUCUGGUGAGAAGACUGCAGGAGUUGUUUACUCUCAGCAGAAAGCCGUUGAGAGCCCUGAAGCCGCUGAAACACCUCAAGGCGCUCUCGUUGACCGUCGACAACGAGCUCGGCGACGGGUACACAAAGCUGUUUGAGAGCGUCAAACAGGCCAGCUACUCGCUGUACUACGGGUUCGACACUGUGCACUGGCUCAAAUUGUUGGGACUGCUGCGGAACAGAGACGGCAAACUGCUCGUGAAGAUCGAGCAAGUGUGUAGCUUCUUCUGGCUCGUGGCUCUGGUUUCGGGCCUUCUGCAAAACGUCAGACAACUCAGAGUGUCGUAUUUGAGAAAACAGGAGCUGCUCAAAGAGCUGGCCUCGGGCGAUGAUCAGGAUCCGCUGGACAAGAGAGGCAACCUGGAGAAACAGAAAGAGACCCUCGACGCCCAAAAUACCCAGCUCCACAGAGCAAAGAGAGACCUCGUGAUCCAUGCUCUCAACAGCCUGGUGGCCAUCAACGGCCUCAGCCAGAAACGUGUCAACAAUGGUGUUGCGGGUGGAGCUGGCGUGAUCACUAGUGUUCUGCAGCUCCAGGACCUGUGGAACGCCACCGGCACGGCCGAAUCUUCUGUGAUAUGA